Molecule: messenger RNA, 1308 nt
Organism: Dreissena polymorpha
Lineage: Eukaryota; Metazoa; Mollusca; Bivalvia; Myida; Dreissenidae
Exons: 3
Coding region: 28-531 (167 amino acids)
Source: RefSeq, a predicted model, not a curated record
CUUUAGACGACACCAUAUAAGUAAAGCAUGCCUCUACACAACGGGAAAUUGAAAUGCGACAGAGCGGAGAUGAUUGCUUUGUUUAUAUGUGCAAUAGAUUACCUACUUCAACAUGCGGAUGAGUCAAAGAUCAAAUACCUAUCUAGCGUGCUGGCCGACAUGUCCAGGAAAGUUCGUGAUACACAAGACCAAAAUGACAGGGAUGCUCUCAGAAAAUAUUGUAAAGACACAAUCAGACAACUUUGCUCGAUAUUUGAUCAUGCAAAUACGGGGUAUUUGGAGAAACAAAUUAACUGCAUCGAAGGACUGACCCCAAUAUCCCAACAACAGGAAGAGGUAUUAAAACAGAGAGUAGAAUCCUGGCGCCAAAUCCUGCUAUGCACAGCGGAGUCAAAUCUUGAAAGGGAUAUCCACGCAAGGCUGGUACAGAUCCGUUCCAUUCGUGGAUAUUUUUCGAGUGCUCUCUGUGGGCGUCGCAAUGAAACAAGAUGUGUAACAGACAUUCCACAGACAUUUCAUAACACAUAUUAGAAAACUACUGUGGCACGGAUAGUUUAUUUAAUAAGUAUUCAUAACGGAUUUAAACAUAAGACAGAGGGGGUAAUCACGUUAUUAUAAAGAUGGCGACGUCCAUGUCAAGGCAGUUAUUUUUCGCCGUUUUAUACCCUUUAUUAUUAUGUUUUUAAAUGACGCUCACGUUCCAGUCAUAUCAGUAAAUAUGUAGAUAUGGCUGAAACGUGAGCGUCAUUUAAAAACAAUAAUAAAGGGUAUAAAACGGCGAAAAAUACCUGCCUCGGCAUGGACGUCGCCAUCUUGAUAAUAACGUGAUUACCCCCUCUGUCUUAUUUAAAUCUGAAUUGAUACGGCUAUCCGUGCCACAGUAGUUUUCUUAUAUGUGUUGUGUGCAAUUGUUAAGCGCAAUUUACUUGGAAUGGUUGCGACGUGACAAUAUGAGGAUACAUACCACAUAGUUGGGACAACAUGUUCAUAUAUGCAUUCACAUAUGUAUUGCUGUAUGUAUUUUUUACGUUUACAUAUUGUAUAUAGUUUUUUUUAGUUUAAUCAUAUUACAUGGUCGUUUGUUGGAUUAUAAUUUCAAUGACAUUCACAUUAAAUACAUGUAUAUAGUUUGCGGCAUUUAAAGUUAAAUGUUCUAAUUCAUGCCAAUUCACAGUGAACAUAUUACGUAUUUAAUUAACUAUAUACUAUGUUGUUUGUAAGUUUACAUGUAUGAAAUGUAUGAGUCUUUUAAUGUACUGUGUGUGAUUCGAUUUCUUAAAGAUGCAUAAUUAAAACAUAGCAUUUAUA